Messenger RNA from Microthlaspi erraticum, 894 nucleotides. Lineage: Eukaryota; Viridiplantae; Streptophyta; Magnoliopsida; Brassicales; Brassicaceae. The record is from the annotation of a GenBank genome assembly.
AUGCCCUUGGGAGCUGUUGUAUACCCGCCAGAUCCAUUUGGAUACCUCUCUAAUUGCAAAGAUUUUACGUUCCACGACUUGUACUACCAAGAUGAGAUAGCUCAAGAUACGAAGAACAUCAUUAAUAAGUUUGAGCAAGAACAGAGCUUCAUGGGAAACGAUAAGGAGGAAGAUCGUCAAUGGCGAGACUAUCAUCAAUACCCUUUGAUCCCUUCGUUGGAAGAAGAGCUUGGUCUUCCAGCCAAUAAUAUGGAGACUCCUCUGCAGCAAAGGAGGAAGAGAAGGAGAACUAGAAGCAACAAGAACAAGGAAGAGAUCGAGAACCAGAGAAUGACUCACAUCGCCGUCGAGAGAAAUCGCCGGAAACAGAUGAACGAGUACCUCGCCGUACUCCGUUCUCUAAUGCCAUCGUCAUAUGCUCAAAGGGGAGAUCAAGCAUCGAUAGUAGGAGGAGCCAUAAACUACGUGAAGGAGUUAGAGCAUAUCUUACAAUAUAUGGAACCUAGGAGAACCACGACCCCGGAAGCUGACACUAGCACUAGCUCGUUGGUGCGUCCCUUCUCAGAUUUCUUCACUUUCCCCCAGUACUCUACAAAGCCAUCAUCAUCAGUAACGGAAAGCUCAUCUUCCCCGGCGGAGAUAGAAGUGACGGUGGCGGAAGGCCACGCGAACAUCAAGAUAAUGGCGAAGAAGAAGCCUAGGCAGCUUCUUAAGCUCGUAGCUUCGAUACAGAGCCUAAGGCUCAGUCUUCUUCAUCUCAACGCCACCACUCUCGACAACUCUAUUCUCUACUCCAUCAGCGUCAAGGUCGAGGAAGGGAGCCAACUGAACACCGUGGAUGACAUCGCAACAGCUUUGAAUCAAAUCAUAAGGAGGAUUGAAGAAGAGUCAUAA